This is a messenger RNA of Drosophila busckii, 614 nucleotides long. RefSeq names its product 40S ribosomal protein S16 (gene RpS16). The transcript is spliced from 5 exons. Gene Ontology annotation, cellular component: ribosome; cytosolic small ribosomal subunit. Gene Ontology annotation, biological process: maturation of SSU-rRNA from tricistronic rRNA transcript (SSU-rRNA, 5.8S rRNA, LSU-rRNA); translation. The record is from RefSeq and is a predicted model, not a curated record. Gene Ontology annotation, molecular function: RNA binding; structural constituent of ribosome. Lineage: Eukaryota; Metazoa; Arthropoda; Insecta; Diptera; Drosophilidae. Bases 47 to 493 code for a protein of 148 amino acids.
CAAAAUUUCCAUUUCCGCUCUUUUUCUAUCGAACUCGCGGAGCAAAAUGCAGCAAAAGCGCAGAGAACCCGUGCAGGCCGUUCAAGUCUUCGGACGCAAGAAAACCGCGACCGCCGUUGCUUAUUGCAAGCGUGGCAGCGGUCUGCUGAAGGUGAAUGGACGUCCAUUGGAGCAGAUUGAACCCAAAGUUCUGCAGUACAAAUUGCAGGAGCCACUGUUGUUGCUCGGCAAGGAGAAAUUCGGCGGUGUUGACAUCCGUGUCCGCGUCAGCGGUGGUGGUCAUGUAGCCCAGAUCUACGCUAUUCGUCAGUCGAUUUCCAAGGCUCUGGUUGCCUUCUAUCAGAAAUACGUCGACGAGGCCUCCAAGAAGGAAAUCAAGGACAUUCUUGUCCAGUACGACAGAACUCUGCUGGUCGGCGAUCCACGUCGUUGCGAGCCCAAGAAGUUCGGUGGUCCAGGUGCCCGUGCUCGUUACCAGAAGUCGUACCGUUAAGCAUUCUGCUGAUUUUCAAUUUGGAUUAGAUAUUUUGUACAAUUUGAAAAGAUUUUCACUGUGCUUCUUCGCAACUGAAGGAACAUAUGAAUAAACGGAAAACUUAACUUUAAGUGGUUAA